Messenger RNA from Botrytis sinoallii, 468 nucleotides. RefSeq lists its product as uncharacterized. Lineage: Eukaryota; Fungi; Ascomycota; Leotiomycetes; Helotiales; Sclerotiniaceae. The coding region runs from base 1 to 468 and encodes 155 amino acids. The record is from RefSeq and is a predicted model, not a curated record. The transcript has 2 exons.
AUGACAAAGAAGUCAAAGAAGGUCAUUGUGCACAAGACAAGUCAUGUUGCCAAAAAGCACAACACAGGCACAGUCUCAAGUACAGCCGACGAGCCCAUUGGCAUCGGCGGGAAGGCGCAUGGCAAAGUUCGUAGCCAUGCAAACUCCUUGACCUCUCAUGAGAAGUCGUCCAAUGCCGAACUUGCGGAAGAGAACAAAGGAUUUUCUGAUUUACAUUCUGAUCAGAAUUCCCAAAUUCCUACUUGCGAUUUCUGUACUAGAGAAUCGGGCAUUUGUGGGGACUUUUCAGGAGGUGGCCAUGACUACGACACCGAGUCCGAUAACACCGGUGGACACGGAUAUACUACCGAUAUGAAUAAGCCUGGGGACAGGAUACAAUUGCAGCUCUGGUCGUACGAGACUUCUCAAAUAACCGUCGCUGAAAAAUUAGAACAGAGAAAGUGGUGUGGUCCAUGUCAGAAACUUUGA